AAGCUGUAGAUUUCUUUCAUCGAACAUUUUUUUUUUACCAAAAAAAAAAAGGCCUUUAAGAAGCUUGAAGACCUAAAUGAGCUCAGCCAGCUACCUACUUGCUCUGCUUUUCCUUCAUGUGGACUGUGCAGUUCAGAUACAUAUAGAGCCACCCUCUGAUCCCAUCACCCUCUUGCCAGACCAAGAAAGUGAGAGAAAAUAAGAGAAAGAUGGCACUAGAAGCUGUGGUGUUCCAGCAAGAUCACUUCGGGUACAGCGGUAGAGACCUCUGCAAUAUGGGAAAUUGGGGCUGUGAAUUUUCCGGGACGACGACGUUUGGGACGACGGAGGAAGAGAAGGGCGGCAGCCCUGCUGAUUCCUUUGAGAAUUUUCUCGACGCCCAAACAGGGAGCAACUGGAGUUCUUCUCAUUUUACUCACGAGUUGCACCACUUCAACUCGUCCCCAGAAGCCAAUGGCCUGAGUCCCGGAGAGGCACUUCCGCCGCUGGACGCCCCUCCGACCACCGCCUUGGGCCGCCCCAAGCGGCGGCGAUUGAAGAGCCGGAAAAACAAAGAAGACAUCGAGAACCAGAGAAUGACGCACAUUGCUGUCGAGCGCAACCGGCGAAAACAGAUGAACGAGUAUCUCUCGGUCCUCCGAUCCUUAAUGCCCGACUCUUACGUUCAACGGGGUGACCAGGCGUCUAUAAUAGGCGGCGCCAUUAAUUUUGUGAAGGAGCUGGAGCAGCGGCUGCAGUUUCUGGGAACCCAGAAGGAGGAGAAUUCUGAAGGAGGAGAAACGACGCCGUUGCCUUUCUCCGAGUUUUUCGCUUUCCCGCAGUACUCGACGACGUCGAAUAAUGGAGGCGGCGAGGGCUCCUCCGCUGCGGCGGCGGCGGCGGCGGCUACCGGUGUGGCGGAUGUGGAAGUGACGAUGGUGGAGAGCCAUGCGAACCUGAAGAUAAGGUCGAGGCGACGGCCGAAGCAACUGCUGAAAGUGGUGUCUGGACUGCAAACCCUUCGCCUCACUAUUCUUCACCUCAAUGUCUCCACUGUUCAUCAGUUCGUCCUCUACUCCCUCAGUGUUAAGGUAGAAGAUGACUGCAGGCUCACAUCAGUGGAUGAAAUUGCCAGUGCCGUGCAUCAGCUGCUAGGUAGGAUUCAAGAAGAGGCCACCUUGAGUUGAUAGCUAGCUAGUCCUCAUCAUCCCUUGUAAUGGGCAACCUCCUCCUCCUUCUUCUUCUUCUUCCAUUUUUCAAUUUACACCUCCACCUCCAUUGUGUUCCUUAAUUUCAAGUGGGUAUUAUUUUCCUUUAAUUUACUUUUGGGCCAUCUUUGUACCUCAAUUGCUGAUCAUCACUGCAACCACUGUUUUUUUUCUCCGCCCAAAUUGAUGAGCAUAGUUUAUAGGUACCUUUUUGGUCAGGGUUUAGGGGCUGUUUGGUGGAAAGUUUCAUUCAAAGGGGGGCUAUGGCUGUGGUAUAAUGUGUAAGCCAAACACAUGUAAGCUUGUCAUUUCAACCCCCCAUACAUGAUAUUUGUCUGUCUGCAGGCUAUCAUUCCAAUAAUGGGGAGUUUCUUUUCUUUUGGGCA
Malania oleifera is the source of this 1573-nucleotide messenger RNA. Its product is annotated as transcription factor bHLH96-like. The transcript has 3 exons. The record is from RefSeq and is a predicted model, not a curated record. The coding region runs from base 210 to 1166 and encodes 318 amino acids. Gene Ontology annotation, biological process: regulation of transcription by RNA polymerase II. Gene Ontology annotation, molecular function: DNA-binding transcription factor activity, RNA polymerase II-specific; RNA polymerase II cis-regulatory region sequence-specific DNA binding; protein dimerization activity. NCBI's taxonomy places the organism in Eukaryota, Viridiplantae, Streptophyta, Magnoliopsida, Santalales, Ximeniaceae.